Molecule: messenger RNA, 1602 nt
Organism: Beta vulgaris subsp. vulgaris (sugar beet)
Lineage: Eukaryota; Viridiplantae; Streptophyta; Magnoliopsida; Caryophyllales; Amaranthaceae
Exons: 2
Coding region: 171-1472 (433 amino acids)
Source: RefSeq, a predicted model, not a curated record
AAAAAACAGAUUACCCAAAUUUUAGUUCGGGUCGGGUUACCGGUUCAACCGGAUAACAGCCAUUAAUAAGUAUACAUCCUUAAUUUUUCUGGGUUAGAAUAAACCGCCGAUUUAUUUUUCUGGGCAAGAUGAAUGAACAAAAAUGAACUUGUAAAAGCGAAAAAAAGGAGAUGAGGCACGGAUUUGUAGCUUACAAAUAUGUGCAGGACUUCCUACAUGUAUGUGGUCCAAAGUAUGUCAUUGGAACCAGGCAAAAUGCUCCUCUGCAUUUGAAUGCUGUACUUCGAUAUUGCUCAGAGCCGUUGUGUGAAGGAAACAUACCUCUAGGAUGGUAUAAUGAGGUUUUUCCGAGAUUGACUAAGUUAACCAAUUUGCUGAAGAAUGUUGAUUUGGUUGAUGGUAGAUUAGUGGAUGUCACUGACAAUUCGAUUGUUAGAGAUGAACGUCUUCUUCAUAGGAUGCACCAUUUCAAGGCACUUAUGAGAUUGUUUCUUGGGCAUCCAUCAGUACAGGAAGAACUCGGGCAGAAUUUGAAUUCGAGUGCUGCAGUUUCAGGAAGAAAAUGCACUCCCCCUGUUUGCUUUACCAAACCAAUUGAGAGGGAAGGUAUGAUUGUCAAUAACCUCACCACAGUGUGCAACUUUCUGAACGUCUCAGCUCAACAAAGGAAGACAGUCCGAUUUACCAUAUGCCCACAAGUCACUCAGCACCGGAUAUUUACAGGUGCGCUUGAAGAAAUACUCAAGGGAUUGAGAACCGAGAUGGAGUUAUUGGAUUCUCAUACUCCUAGCAAAAAGACGUUCAUGGGUCAGCAGAUUGUUUCUACUUGCUUAAAGUUCUUAGCUGAGACAGCUAGUCGCCAAGAUGAGAAUGCUUCUUCAUGGAUGAGGCCUAAACCGUCAAAAUUAAAUACAUCUUCAUCAUCCCGGAAAUGGGAAGAGAUUCUUGAAAUGUUCAAUGACCUCAUCAAUUGUCUAAGAGGAGAUGAAGGUUUAUCAUUCCAUGUGUCAAGACUCGAGGUGAUGAAAGAAGGUCUAACUCAGAUUAAGGAUGUGCUAAUUGAUAGAGACAUUGGAUACAAGGAGGUACAACUUCAUGAAAGCUUAGUUCAGAAGAAACUAGUGAAGACAUUGGGUCACUCAUCGCGAUGCUUGUUUACACUUCUAAGAUAUUAUCUUCAUGAGAGUCUUCGAGACAUGGAAGUGGAGGUGUCCGGCGGGUUGUAUGAGAUUGGUGAGAAAGAUAAGUUAUGUUUGUCCAUGGGGAAAAUAUUGACAUCAGUGGAAGAAAAAAUGGUUUGGAGUGGGAUUAAGCAAUUAGAUCGCGCUCUUGGAAUGUUCGAGUUUGUAUGGGAAACUGCUGGGAUGAAGAGGAAACUAGAGUUGCAAGGGCAUUUGUGGUGUAUAGGGGCUGAAAGCAGGACAAUUACCUAUAGGGGGAAUUUGUUCUUCCUCCAUGGAGUUGGUUUAUAAAUCAAUGGUGCAUAGUGUAACUCAUGUCAAUAGUUUGAGCAAUUUUUUGCCUGCUUGAAUGGUGUUUUCUUUAAUGAUGAAAUCUUUGUGAGAAGAGUGUAUGAAGACAACAGUUACUUUUGUUUUUACA